UUUUUACAUCAUGAGCACAAUCUCAAAAACAUCCAGCCCAAAAAAAGAAUCGAGAGAGGUUGCCAUGGCGCAGAGGAUCACGACACUGGUUCUGCUCAUAGAGAUACUGUUUCUGUUAAAUUAUGUGAGUCAAAUAGCCAAGACCGCAGCAGCUAACGACGGAGAUGUGAUUCACGUCACCGGGAAAGUGAUGUGCCAAGAUUGCACUCUUAACUACGACCAAUGGAUCAACGGCUCUGAACCCAUCAAAGGGGCUGUGGUAUCAAUCACUUGUAUGGACGAGAGGGAAAGAGUGAGAUACUAUGGCAGCGACAAGACCGAUGAAAGAGGCCAGUUCGAUCUUAUCGUCGACAAAGUCCUCUACGGCGGAAAGAAUCUCAAGCCUAAUCUUUGUAAUGUCCGGCUCGUGUCUCCUGCUGACCAGUCAUGUGGUAUUCCGACCGAUUUUGGCAAUGGUCAAACCGGAGAGAAGCUAGUUCAGCCGUUCAUGGUUUUCAAGAAUCUAGUGAAGUUUGUAGUCGGGCCAUUUUAUUAUACCACCCCCAUGUGUGACACCCCUAAAUAUGAAAACAACUACUAGAGUUGGAUGAUUUUAACAUUUGGUUAAAGGUCAUUUGAAAUUAGUGGUCCUCUGCUAUAUAUGUUUCUCAUUAUGUGUAAUGCCACAUGUUUUUGCUUUCUUAAUUUUGUUGAUUCUUGUAAAUGUAAAAUUACAAUAUUCUUUUUUACACAUCAUAAACUUCUUGCAAUAUGUUUUCCU
Molecule: messenger RNA, 760 nt
Organism: Brassica napus (rape)
Lineage: Eukaryota; Viridiplantae; Streptophyta; Magnoliopsida; Brassicales; Brassicaceae
Product: non-classical arabinogalactan protein 31-like
Exons: 2
Coding region: 11-580 (189 amino acids)
Source: RefSeq, a predicted model, not a curated record